Rotaria sordida is the source of this 930-nucleotide messenger RNA. NCBI's taxonomy places the organism in Eukaryota, Metazoa, Rotifera, Eurotatoria, Philodinida, Philodinidae. The record is from the annotation of a GenBank genome assembly.
AUGAAUGCAACGUUAGAUGAUGAUAUAAUCAUCAUUUACUUAUCAAAUAUAGGUCUAUAUCUUAUGCGUUAUGUCCUUAUGAUUAUAAUUAUUCUUGGUCUUGUUGGAAACUUCUUCAAUAUACUUGUUUUUCAUCAACCUACAUUUCGUUCAAAUCCAUGUUCAUUUUAUUUAAUUACAGCUGCUUAUGUUAAUAUUAUUUGGAUUAUGACGAGUCCAUUAUCACGAAUACUUGCUACUUUUCAACUUGAUUUAUCAGAAAAUAUUAGUAUUAUUUGUAAAAUACGUCGAUCUCUUUCUUAUACAUUUUCAAGCUUAUCAAUGAUUUCUAUUGCUUUUGGUACAGUUGAUAGAUUUAUUAUUAAUAGUUCACAAAUUGAAUAUCGUCAAUUAAGUUCAUUACAUAAUGCUCAUCGUUUGAUGAUAAUUACUGCUUUUAUUUGUUGGCUUAUAUUUGUUGAUAUGAUUUAUUGUCUUGAUGUAAUUGUUACACCUCCAUCAAUAGCAUGUACAAUAAAUACAAGACGUAUAUGUGAUCUUUAUAAUGAAAUAGCUCGUUUAAUAGUACUUGUAUUUAUACCAAGUAUGUUGAUUUUAAUUUUUGGUUAUGGAACAAUACAACAUGUAAAGACAAGUCGACGAAUGAGUAGACUAGAAGGAAACACUAUUCAUCGAAUUGAUCGACAUCUUACUCAAAUGGUAAUUGGAGAAAUUAUUUUAAUUAUGAUAUCAUAUAUUCCAAAUACAAUUCAACGUAUUUAUUUAGUUCUUACACUUGAUAUAGAAAAAAAUCCAUUACGUUUAAGAAUAGAAAUACUUUCUGGUGAAGUAACAUUUCUGAUGACAACAUUUCAAAGUUCAUUAUCGUUUUAUAUUUAUGCAACGAUGGGUGGAACUCUUUUUCGACAAACUUUUAAAAAAUUGUUGUGA